Molecule: messenger RNA, 3635 nt
Organism: Plectropomus leopardus (leopard coralgrouper)
Lineage: Eukaryota; Metazoa; Chordata; Actinopteri; Perciformes; Serranidae
Gene: chaf1a
Product: chromatin assembly factor 1, subunit A (p150)
Biological process (GO): nucleosome assembly
Cellular component (GO): CAF-1 complex; nucleus
Source: RefSeq, a predicted model, not a curated record
AGGCAGCGGGGAGUAUGUGGGAGCUGCUGGAGGAGAAAGCGUUAUGUUUUAUGUGAAAUAAAUUAGAAAUACAUGUCGUUUAAAUAGCAUAAUACUAUUUGGUUUGUUAUCGGGGUCGAUUCUUGGGUGUUUUCGUCAAGUGCACGGCUGUUUAACCGGACAGUAUCGCAAGCGAGAGGAGCCCCGGCUUAGUAGUUGGGAUGUUGGCGGCGGAAAACCCAUCAGUGGACGGCCAUUUGGCAGCAUCGACUCCCCGCAGAAGAGGCAUGGAUUGUAAGUCAAGUAACAAUGCCAACAAGAAACUUAUCCAAGCUCGUCUCCAUUCAAGCGCAUGAACCCUGAACCUAAAGAGAACCAGCCUCCUAAACGCCCCUGUACACAUGCCUGCCCCAAACCAGGAGUUCAAGACGGGGACAAUGAAAACGAGAAUGAGUCCUCCGCUCUUCCCAUACACAGCGGACCACCACUGGUUAAUGGUCGCGGGCUUGAUGGCUUCCUGAGCCGUAGGCGCCCAGCACCUUCAGAUGAGAACAUGGUUAUAGAUCUAACUGAGGACAGCGCUUUGUCUCCUGUAAAAUCCCUCCUUUCACCUGCAAAAGACAAGCAUCAGGGAAAAGACAAAACUGCAUCUUCUGGAAAAUCCAGCAACGUUGAUCACAUUCCUAAAACACACACGUCAGACUGCACAGUGGACAGCGAAGAUAAAGAAGAUGGUAAUCAGACAGCGUCGACUUCGCAGCUUGACACAACGCAGGAUUCGGAAAGUGAGCGAGAGGAGCAGGAUGAGUCAGGAAACGUUUCCAGUUUAGGAAACAGGUCCAUGCUGUCAGCUUCAUCUGUCAGCCCUGAAUCUGACAGCUCACCAGAGAAGUCUAAGACUGAUGAUCCUACACCCACGAGUACCCCUACUACUAGAAAAUCUUCAGAGCCAAAGACGACGCCCAAGAUACCGUCGGAUCAGAAAACCAUCAAAAGACGCUCACUAAAGAACGAACAAGAGGAGAGGCUGCGGCUGCGGCAGGAGAAAGAACGCCAGAGGGAAGAAGCUAAAGCAGCGAAAGAGAAGAAGAGAGAAGAGGCUCGUAGGCUAAAGGAUGAGCGAGAACGGGAAAAACGAGAGAAAAAAGAAAAAGAUAAACGGGAGAAAAAGGAGAAGGAGGAGAGGGAAAAAGCAGAGAGGUUAAAAGCAAAAGAGGAACUACGGAAAUCAAAGCAAGAGGCAAAGCUUGAAGAAAAACGGAAGAAGGAAGAGGAGAAGCAAAUGAAGGAAGAAGAAAAACGGUUGAAAGAAGAGAAGGAUCGCCUCAAAGCUGAGAAAGCAGAAAUUACACGUUUUCUGCAGAAACCCAAGGUUCAACAGGCUCCAAAGACACUUGCAGCCGCGUGUGGGAAGUUUGCUCCUUUUGAGAUUAAAGAACACAUGGCUCUGGCGCCACUCUGCCGGGUCCAGUGUGAGGACUCUGUUCUGGAGGAACUGGACCGAUGUUUGAGGAACCCUGCUGAUAACCUGAAUGGACUGAAAGACUGGAUCGGACAGCAACCGCGCAGCUCAGGACCCACCAAACCCAGACAGACAGACCCUCUCAGCGACUGUAUAACAGUAGAGGGGCCUAAACCAGAUGGUGUACCAGAUCGUAAACGUUAUGGACCCAUGAAGCUGCUGCAGUUUCAUGAGAACUACCGUCCAGCGUACUGGGGAACCUGGAGUAAGAAGAGUUCACACAUCUCGCCCCGCUGCCCCUUAAAACUAGACAAGGAUUUGUUGGACUAUGAGGUGGACAGUGAUGAAGAAUGGGAGGAAGAGGAACCAGGAGAAUCCCUGUCACACAGUGAAGGGGAAGAUGAGGAGGAAGGAGGUGAAGAUGACGAUGAUGAUGACGGCUUCUUUGUUCCUCACGGCUACCUUUCAGAUGAUGAGGGAGCUCCAGAGGAAGAGGAGGGCGGCGAUCCAGAGAAGCAGAAACUACGUCAGCGAGUGAAGGCGAAGGAGUGGGAUGAGCUGAUGUCCAACAAGAAGAAGAUGAAGGUGCUGGAUCCGGUGGUGAGGGGCUGCGUCUGGGAGGGAGAAGGACCUGCGAUGACACUCUUCCAGCCUUAUGAGAUGUGUCUGGUCGAGCCUUUACCCAAGGCAGACAGCAGCCCGAGCCCAGACGAGCUCUCAGAGAAGCGUCAGAGAGAAGCACAGUUACUCGGUCAGCUGCUGCCUCUGUUGCAUGGCAACAUCAACAGCUGCAAAGUGAUCAUCAAUGAAUUUCUGGAGUUUUGUCGUCAGCAGACCUCUUCCUCCUCCUCGUCAUCGCCACCUCCUGAACUGUCCAGCCCUCAGAGCCCCGCAGAAAAUAUCCCCACCAGAAUACAGUUAAGGCGCCUCAUCAAGAGCAAUGCUGUUUAUGAGAAGCGCUCCACCUACAGACGCUGCUGCUGGUACGUGCACACAGACGUCCUGUCCCGCUUUGCGCAGGAGGCUCUUCCUGUGCCGUGCCAGUGGACCUACCUCACUACAGGAGCUCGAGAAGAGUCCCGUGAAGAACCCCAGGCAGCCACCGGCUCUCAGGGAAACUCUCCCACUACACCACAAACCUCCUCCACCACGUCUUCGUCCUCCAACAAAAGAAAGAGCACAGGCAGCAUGUCAAUCACAAAGUUCAUGAAGAGGUGUACUGACCCCGGGCAGACGGAAGCAAUGGAGGCCGACGGUUUUCAAGCUGACACCGAGGAUGACGACGAGGAUGACUGUGUCCUCAUCUCCACACAGACUGCUCCAACCAGCAAGAACUCCUCCAGCGAGGGAGACUGUCUGAUGGAAGUCACUCCCUCCGACACAGCUGCUCUCCCCGUGGCCAGCGCUGCUCCUACACUCGCCACUGCCUGAGGACAGGAGAGGCCGGCUCCUCUAACCAAGCUACCCCGCUUCCCUCAUAAAUGUCUCCCUCCUGGUUAUAAACUGCAUCUGGGACAGAAUCAAGUCUUCAAGCAAGAUGAGGCAGCACACAGGUACAAGCAGGUGGCUUCUGCUCAUAAUUAUGAGUUUGUUUUCACUUUUUUUUUUUUUUAAGGAGUCAGGAGUCAUCUGGUCUGUGAAAUGUGCAUAAAAUCAGGAGUGUCUGACUUGAUUUUGGGGGGGCAGUUUUGUCCAAUGCUCAUUAACUGUGUGUCUGAUUGAUUUUUGCAUUGACGUUUCAGUCAGACAGGGUUGGCACGGGCCUCUUUAAAGUCUCUCUGGCACUGCUUUAGCUACAGCAGAUUGGGUUGAACAGAGAGAGGAAAAGCAGAACAGAUAUGUCCAAUUUUUGUGAGAAGAAGCUUCCAAAACAUCAAAAACAGCAUUAUUUACAGUUUUUGAAAUAUUGACUUCAUGAUGUUAUUGGACAUCUUCUAGUCUGUGUGUGUGUGUGUGUGUGUAUAUAUAUAGUUUACCAGAAAUAAGGGUUGGGAAAUGAGAGGCUGAAAGUCCAUCUGUCAUUUCCCUUCAAUUCAAUGGGGUGCAUUUAUUCUGCAAUUUCUAACUCUGACAGCUCACUGGAGUAGUUGCUAGAUCUGUACUUGUACAGUUAGGUCCAAUGUCACAGUGUUUUAUAAAUAUGUAUUUUCUGUAUUUUUUCAAGAAUACUUGAACAAGAUAAAUUCAUUAAACA